Messenger RNA from Meloidogyne enterolobii, 999 nucleotides. The record is from the annotation of a GenBank genome assembly. NCBI's taxonomy places the organism in Eukaryota, Metazoa, Nematoda, Chromadorea, Rhabditida, Meloidogynidae.
AAGAAAAUGAAUGCCCACUAUGUUGCUUCAGCAAAUGAAUUUCCAAUCAACAUUAAAACUGCUUAUGGAAUUUCAAAAAUACAGUUUUCCAAUGACGUUACUAGAAGAUUAAUUGCAAUUUCUACAUGGGAUGGAUUUGUUCGAAUUGUUGAUGUAACCAAUCCUGGCUCUCCACAAGAUAUGCGGACAUAUUAUCAUUCAAAAUCUGUUCUAAGCUGUGCAUUUAUUGACUCAACCAAGGUGGUUAGCGGUGGACUUGACGAAGUUGUUAAGGUUUGCGAUUUGGAAUCUGCUAGAGAAACAGUAAUGGGACAACAUUCCAAUGCUGUUAGAUGUCUAGAAUUUUGUAAUACUAUGAGGGUUGCUGUUUCUGGUGGAUGGGAUAAUAUGUUAAAGAUUUGGGACAUUCGUGCCUUAAUGCCUGUCAAUUCACUAGAUUGUGGGGAAAAAGUUUAUGCUCUCGACGUAAUUGACAAUCGUGCUGUUGUUGGGACAAAAGACAGGCGUGUACUUGUUUGGGAUGUUAGGAGCAUGAAAACGCCUCUUCAAGUGCGAGAAUCGCCUUUAAAGUUCCAAACUCGUUGUAUAAAAUGUUUUCCUUCAGGUGAAGCUUUUGUUUUGUCGUCCAUUGAGGGUCGUGUAGCUGUUGAAUAUUUUGAUAUGGACCCGGAAGUGCAAAAAGGAAAGUACGCCUUCAAAUGUCAUCGUGUAAAAGAAGAGGUCAAUGAAUUAAUUUACCCAGUUAAUGCAAUAGCUUUUCAUCCAAUUCAUCGAACUUUUGCAACUGGGGGAAGUGAUGCGAUUGUUAAUAUGUGGGAUCCGUUUAAUCGAAAAAGGUUCCCAAACUCAGUUGUCAGUUUAUCCUUUUCACCGGAAGGCACACUUUUAGCUAUAGCCAGUACUUAUAUGUAUGAGGAAGAAAGGGAUGAUCCUUCUUCAAUACCGGAAAGUGCUCUUGCGAUAAGGCGAAUGACUGACAUUGAGGUUAGACCAAAAUGA